Molecule: messenger RNA, 4036 nt
Organism: Musa acuminata subsp. malaccensis (wild Malaysian banana)
Lineage: Eukaryota; Viridiplantae; Streptophyta; Magnoliopsida; Zingiberales; Musaceae
Source: RefSeq, a predicted model, not a curated record
CCUUGGUGGCGUCGUUAAGAGCACCCUCGCCUCGCCUCCUAUCUCCGCUUUCGAAGUUUCCUUCUUCCCUUCGGAUUCGGUUUGGAGGCCAAUAAAGGCUUCGCAAAGUCUCGAAUCGAGAGGCAAUCGAACCGGGGGAGAGUUCGGGAGCGUCUCGAGUCCAUCGUGAUAUAUUUCUUUCCCAAUUCUUGGGGUCUUGUUUCUUCUCCGAUUAUUUUGGGGAACUUGUCAUCAAUUCUGGGGGAUUAGGGUUUCUUUCUUUGAUUCGGGUUGGUUGACUGCGGAAUUAGGGUUUCAGUUUUUGGGGAUCGAAGGGAGAUGAUCAUUAAACGGAGUUUGAGGGGCCAAAUGCCGAGCCUGAAGCGCUGCAAGGCGGAGGAGCCGUCCUUUUCCGACGACGGUGGCGGAGAGGCGGCGGAGGAGAGCCGUCGGAAGCGGCAGAGGGAUGGGGGCGGGUCGUUUCCGCUCGAGGUGCUGGGGGAUCUCUCCGGCGCCGGAAUUCCCUACCUUCCCGAUGGCUUAAGGCACAGGGUUCUUGGCGCCGCCGCCGCGGCCCCCUCUUGGUGCACCGAGGUGUCUUUUUCCGGUGCCAGCGAAGUGGUGUUGGAGGAACGGCGGAAGGGAAGGGACGGGUCAGUGAAGCCUGCAGUCACGCCAGCUCCGGUUGUGCGGACCUCCAGGGGGCGCUCGCAGGCGCUUCCUUCCCGGUUCAGGAACUCGGUUCUCAUUGACCCCUGGAAGAAAGAGAAAUCUAAGUCCAAGGCGUCGGAUUCUGAAUUCUUUUUCGAGGGUAAUCUUCGAGAGGAUAAAAAGAAGAAUCUUAACUAUAAAAGUGCUGCAAUUAGCGCAGCAGUGACCAAUUCAUUCACAUUGUUAGGGGCGGAGUGCUAUCGAUCUUGCAGAAAUUUCAGCACGACCAACUGUUCUACCUCACGAAGUACUCUUACAUCCCUCGAUGACAGCAUGGUGGAAGCGGAAGACAAGUAUCUGCAACAGACUCCCAAUAUGGAGGAAUCAGUGGUUCGUUAUUCUAUUUCGGCAGUUGCUGAGUCAAAUUCACUAAGGGAUACUGUGGAGAGGAGGGAGGACUGUUACUGUCCAGAGGAUUUUGUUUUAGGUGAUAUAGUUUGGGCAAAGUGCGGAAAGAAGAAUCCUGCUUGGCCAGCAAUGGUGAUUGAUCCUCUGCAGCAAGCUCCUGAAAAUGUUCUAAAUUCAUGUGUCCCUGGAGCUCUUUGUGUUAUGUUUUUUGGAUACUCCAGAAAUGGAAGGGCAUAUUCAUGGGUGAAGCAGGGGAUGAUUUUUCCAUUCAUAGACUAUCUAGACAGAUUUCAAGGCCAAACUCAGUUAUAUAAGAACAAACCUAGCAAUUUCCGGAUGGCAAUUGAGGAGGCAUUUUUAGCUGAGCAUGGAUUCUUUGGAGUUCAGUUGGAUUCAGUUAAUACUUGUGGUCGUGUUGCUUUUGAUCAACCUGUUGCUAAAAUAUCCAGUGAGGUUACCGAUUCAAAUCAUGACCAAGAAUGCCAAUCGAAAUUUCAGGCUGUAGACAAAUCAGGCCUGCUUUGUGAAAGUUGUGGGUUAAAACUUCCAUAUGGAAGUGCAAAGAAGAUGAAGCACAUUUCACAGCAGUUGCUUUGUAAACAUUGUGCUAAGCUUUUAAAGUCAAAACAAUAUUGUGGCAUUUGCAAGAAGAUAUGGCAUCACACGGAUGGUGGGAAUUGGGUUUGUUGUGAUGGGUGUCAAGUUUGGGUUCAUGUUGAAUGUGACAAGAAUUGUGGCAACUUAAAGGAUCUGGAGAACACUGAUUAUUUCUGCCCUGAUUGCAAGUCUAGGCGUAAUUUUGGACCACAAGAUACAAUUAAGAAACAUGCCCCAGUUAGGUAUGAUGGUGGCAUUUCCCAAGACAAGCAGCCUGACAAGAUAACUGUGAUAUGUUGUGAUAUGGAAGGAAUAUAUUUGCCAAACGAACAUAUGGUUUUAUGUCAGUGCAGCUCCUGUAAGGCACGGAAACUAACGCUUAAUGAGUGGGAGCGACAUACGGGUUCUAGAAAGAAAUACUGGAAGACUAGUGUUAAAGUCAAGAGUACAAGGCAGCCAUUGGGGAAAUGGCUAGAAUUAUAUAAUCCAUCUUUUGGUGACCAAGCUAAACACUCAUCAGCGGGUAAUAGAAAAGAAAAGAUUCUUAGUUUGUUGCAAGAACCAUAUGAACCGGUUCUUGUUAAAUGGACAACAGAGCGAUGUGCAAUUUGCAGAUGGAUCGAAGAUUGGGAUUACAAUAAAAUCAUCAUAUGCAACAGAUGUCAAAUAGCUGUGCACCAGGAAUGUUAUGGAGCACUUGAUGUACAAAAUUUUACCUCGUGGGUUUGCAGAGCUUGUGAAACACCCCUGCUUAAAAGGGAAUGCUGCCUUUGCCCUGUAGAAGGUGGUGCUCUAAAGCCAACAAAUGUUGAUGAUUCAUUAUGGGUUCAUGUCACGUGUGCUUGGUUUCAGCCAAAGGUAUCUUUUGCCAGUGAUGAAACAAUGGAGCCUGCUACUGGCAUAUUGGAUAUACCACCUCUAUCUUUUAUGAAGGUUUGUGUGAUAUGUAAGCAGAUGCAUGGUGCCUGCACACAAUGCUACACAUGUUCCACUUAUUAUCAUGCAAUGUGUGCAUCAAGAGCUGGAUACAGAAUGGAGUUGCAUUGCUUGGAAAAGAAUGGGAGACAAAUAAUAAAAAUGGUUUCUUAUUGUGCACAUCACAGGUCUCCAGAUCCUGAGACUGUGCUAAUUAUGCAGACCCCUUCAGGGGUUUUCUCUACCAACAGUUUGCUGCAAAAGAUGAAAAAGCAGAGUGGUUCGAGACUAAUUAGGACAGAUAUACCUCAGGAGAUAACCAUGCCUUCUCUGCCUACUCGAUCUUUAUCUGCUUCAAGAUGUUUAAUUUACAACAGAAAAACAACAAAGCAUCAAAGAGAAAAUGGCAUUGCACAUCGAAUUAUGGGGCCUUGUCAUCAUUCUUGGGAUUCCAUUGAAAGUUUAAAUGCACCUAUGGAAGAGAAGAAUCAGAGAUCGUUUUCUACAUUUAGAGAGCGUCUUCGUUACUUACAGUCAACCGAAAAAAGUAGGGUCUGUUUUGGUAAAUCCGGAAUACAUGGAUGGGGCCUCUUUGCUCAUAAAAACCUUCAAGAAGGAGAAAUGGUUAUAGAGUACCGUGGGGAGCAGGUCAGACGCAGUGUCGCAGAUCUACGAGAAGCACGUUAUCAAGUGGAAAAAAAGGAUUGCUAUCUGUUCAAAAUAAGUGAAGAAGUAGUGGUUGAUGCUACAGAUAAAGGAAAUAUAGCUCGCCUCAUAAACCACUCUUGCAUGCCUAACUGCUAUGCAAGGAUAAUGAAUGUUGGUGACGAUCAGAGUCGAGUCGUUCUUAUAGCUAAGAGGAAUGUUUCUGCAGGAGAGGAGUUAACGUAUGAUUAUUUGUUUGAUCCUGAUGAAGCUGAGGAAUGUAAAGUUCCCUGCCUCUGCAAAGCUCCAAACUGUCGGGGAUUUAUGAAUUAGAAAGGCAAUAGUUUGAUCUCUCAGCCUUCAUGAGAAGAAGAAACAUGCAUGUUGAACAAGCGUUUAGGAUCAUCAACUUUUCUUCACCAGAGCUGGCAUGAGAUAAUAAUAGUUGGUUCAACAAGCGUGGCAGUGCAAAUCUUGGAACACAGAAGAGGAAGCAACAGACGACGACGAAUGCGAUGAUGCUGAGAAAUUGAAGCUUUGGGAUCAACGUCUUGCGCAUGAUUGAUGGUGUUGGAACCAUGCAAAACAUAUUCAAGGACGGCCAACAAAGUUAAAAAGAGUUGGCACCACGACAAUACAACAGGAGCUCCCAAGCAACUGUAAUAAGAAAGAGUUGUUCUGAGAGCAAGAUCUUUUUCUGUCAAUUUUUUUUUCCUUGCACAAAGCAAGAUCUCUCUUUUGUUGUUUUUUUUAAUUAUAUGUGUUGACUCUCAUGUAAUCCGAAGCAAACUAUAGUGUAUAUUUCGUUUUCUAAGGGAUUUACUUUGGCAUAGUGCUCUCA